UCUGAAACUGAAAGCGCAUCGGGCCUCUCGGCGCUCGCUCUCUCUGGUCUGGCCGCCCGCGCCUGGCUGGGUUCCGUGCUGUGGCUCGAGAGGCGGGCGGGCGGGAUGGCGGAGCCGCAGGGCGCCGCGAGCGGGGACGUGUCGCUUCACAACUUCAGCGCAAGGCUCUGGGAGCAGCUGGUCCACUUCCACGUCAUGCGGCUGACAGACUCGCUCUUCCUGUGGGUGGGGGCGACGCCGCAUCUACGCAACCUCGCAGUGGCCAUGUGCAGCCGCUACGACCCCAUCCCUGUGUGCACCUCCCUUUUUGGAGACACUUCUGAUACGACCUCCUCUGGCCUUGCCCAGCGCUUAGCCAGGAAAACCAGUAAACAGGUGUUUGUCAGCUACAACCUCUCCAACACAGACAGCAACUUUACGUUACUCGUAGAAAACAGGAUCAAGGAAGAAAUGGAGACAUUUCCGGAGAAGUUCUGAGUGGCAGAGGGAAGAGUGUGUAACUUGUGUAUAAAUUAUAUUUCAAUAAACAGGUUGGCUUUUGUCUCA
Messenger RNA from Arvicola amphibius (Eurasian water vole), 546 nucleotides. RefSeq names its product proteasome assembly chaperone 4 (gene Psmg4). Gene Ontology annotation, biological process: proteasome assembly. Lineage: Eukaryota; Metazoa; Chordata; Mammalia; Rodentia; Cricetidae. The transcript is spliced from 3 exons. The record is from RefSeq and is a predicted model, not a curated record. The coding region runs from base 106 to 477 and encodes 123 amino acids.